Messenger RNA from Rhinichthys klamathensis goyatoka, 2093 nucleotides. RefSeq names its product denticleless E3 ubiquitin protein ligase homolog (Drosophila) (gene dtl). Gene Ontology annotation, cellular component: nucleus. The record is from RefSeq and is a predicted model, not a curated record. Lineage: Eukaryota; Metazoa; Chordata; Actinopteri; Cypriniformes; Leuciscidae. Bases 86 to 2056 code for a protein of 656 amino acids. Gene Ontology annotation, molecular function: protein-macromolecule adaptor activity; protein binding. Gene Ontology annotation, biological process: proteasome-mediated ubiquitin-dependent protein catabolic process; mitotic G2 DNA damage checkpoint signaling. The transcript has 15 exons.
CUCGCGCGGAAUUCGUCUUUUCCGCUUUUUCAUUGUUCGCGGGAAACUGACCACUUCUGAAUGAAACGUCUAUCCAGCAGGAGCAAUGACUCUUUUUCACCAUGUUGUUGAUCGAGGAGUUAUAAAAAGACGGUUCAAUGGCGAGCGUCGAGUCUAUCCGCUGUCCUCUCUGCUGGACGGGUAUCAGUGCGCGCGACAGGACGAACACAUUUCAUAUGGAGCCUCGGCUGCUGCUGUCCCGCCGUUUGGAUGCACGUUUUCCUCUGCUCCUGGCCAACAGAACAGCCUUGCUGUUGCAAAUGAAGAAGGGUUUGUGACCAUCUUUAAUACCAGAGAAAAACAGAGCUCUGUCCUGAAAGAGUGGCAGGCACAUGAUAAUGCUGUUUUUGAUAUUGCCUGGGUUCCUGGUACAAACAGCUUGGUAACCGCCUCUGGUGACCAAACCGCCCGUCUGUGGGAUGUUAUCACUGCUGACCUGCUGGGAACUUUUAAAGGACAUCAAUGCAGUCUUAAAUCGGUGGCUUUUUCCAAGCAAGAGAGAGCUGUGUUUAGCACUGGAGGCAGAGAUGGGAACAUCAUGAUUUGGGAUACAAGAUGCAGUAAAAAAGAUGGUUUCUACAGGCAAGUAAAACAGAUCAGUGGUGCCCAUAUGAAACCUGAAAGAUAUACACCUCAAAACAAGAAGAGACGUGGGAUGGCGCCCCCUGUGGACUCCCAGCAGGGUGUGACGGUGGUUCUGUUCUGCGACGAGAACAAGCUCAUCUCCUCGGGAGCGGUCGACGGGAUCAUUAAAAUGUGGGAUUUGCGGAAGAACUACACCGCGUACUACCACAACCCCCUCCCUCUACAGACCUAUCCUUACCCAGGCUCCUGCACACGCAAACUAGGAUAUUCUGGUCUGUCACUGGACUCUACUGGCUCCAGACUGUUCUCCAACUGCACAGAUGACAAUAUCUACAUGUUCAAUAUCAGUGGUUUGAAAACCACUCCAGUUGCUGUGUUCAGUGGCCACAGUAACUCCUCAUUUUAUGUGAAGUCCAGUGUCAGCCCAGAUGACCAGUUCCUGGCCAGUGGUUCGAGUGACCAUCAAGCUUACAUAUGGAAGAUUUCAGACCCAAAACAAGCUCCCAUGAUGCUUCAGGGCCAUAGUCAGGAAGUCACAUCAGUGGCCUGGUGCCCCACCGAUUUCACCAAGAUCGCUUCCUGUUCUGAUGACAACACCGUUAGGAUUUGGCGCCUGAACCGCAGACCAGAGAGCGAAAACUCAUCGAACCGAGGCGCAAACAUCGUAGGCUGGACACUUCGUAAAGUCCAGUCACCAACCAGAACACCUGGCCGUUACAGCCCCGUUGAGCUCACUCCAGCCAAAAGUCCUGGUUCAGAGAGGGUGGUCUCUCUGGCUUCACCCCAGCCUGCUUCUUGUGCCCCUACGGGUGCUGAUUUACCCCUACCAUCCAACACCUCUGCACCUUCAGCCAAGCUCAGCAGCCCCAAAAUCCCCUCGUCUAUCCAGCAGUGGUUCAGCCGCAGCAGUUCCCCGGGUCACCAGGGCACAUCUCCUCUCCGUAAGGUGCUCACGCCAGUCCUCCAGGGCCCUUCAUCAGAGCGCCGUGCAAAGCGACGGCUGGAGACGGGGGAUUGCGCUAGAUCUGGUUUGGGAGGGGAGAGUGAAGGGGUGUCUGAAUUGUAUCCCGACGUUAAGCGGAGCAGGAGUUCGGUGAGCGCGGAGAACUGUUCUGAGGAGAAAGGGGACCUAUUCAGUUUGCAGACCGAUGAGAGGCUCUGCUCGACUGGUCAAGCCGGCGCUGGCAAAGAGAACAGCUCUCCGAGAAGGAAUGAUUGGCUGUCGGUGAUCAGUCAGAGAUUUAAAGGAUCGACUCAACCCAAAAGCCCAAACGGCAGCAGCAAACGGCAGGAUGCAAGAACACACAGCGCUCCAGCAGCAAUAUCACCGCGUCCCAUGACGGUCAUCUCUCCAACGCCACACAAGAAAGCAUCACCCUCCAGACCUAUGAAAAAAAUCUCUAGCUACUUUAUGAAAAGAACCCAAGACUGAUUCCUGUGUAGGGAGAGAGUAAAGUGUCUAACAUACG